This is a messenger RNA of Exaiptasia diaphana, 1400 nucleotides long. RefSeq lists its product as uncharacterized. The transcript is spliced from 7 exons. NCBI's taxonomy places the organism in Eukaryota, Metazoa, Cnidaria, Anthozoa, Actiniaria, Aiptasiidae. The record is from RefSeq and is a predicted model, not a curated record. Bases 112 to 1317 code for a protein of 401 amino acids.
UGUGAAAUAUACCGCUUCGUGGAAAGUCCACAGGUUCUUGAAGGUCACGUGAUCGAGACUAUCUUCCAGCCAAUCGUCAAUCUCUGCUGGGGUAGUUGUGCAUGGAGUACAAUGUGCUUUUCUAUUAAUGCUCGACAAACUCCUCAAGGAAUGUUUGAAUGUCAGUUGAACAACUCAAGUAAGAAGUCAAAUCCACACAAAAUGGUGGSGAGAGAAGGAUGGUCUUAUUAUGAAAUGGCGAAUAUCAGCAGUGUCAGCCGAAGUUCGUAUACCUACAAACUAAAGGAGGAUUUGGGCGAUGGAUGGUAUCGCUAUGAAGACRCUGCUAUCAAGCUAUUUACAGAGAAGAAGAACUGGACCGAUGCUCGUAAACAUUGUCAGUCGUUAGGUGGUGAUCUUCUCUCCAUUACCAGCUCAGACAAAAACAACUUUGUAAAGGAGGUCUUCGUGAAGCAGCUGAACUUGACAUACCUUAGGAGUGAUGAGCCAUAUGCUCGUGUGCCAUACGAUUCCUGGAAACUAAACAAACCGGAGUCUACUGUACAGUUAAAAGGAACGUCUGGCCAUGCAGAGUACAAAUCCGCAGAUGGAGGCACUGCUUUGUAUUUUAACGGUAGACAGGGCUAUGGAAAAAUACCUGAUUUUAACAUGAAUCGAGAGAAUUUUACAAUCAUGUAUUGGUUCAAACCUUUUAAAAACGACGUCAAAGAUGGAUGGAUACAUCCUCUCAGGAUUGACAGUACAGGUCCAUUUGCACCUAUGGACUGUUUCUUCGAAGUUAACAGGACAUCACUGUUGCUUUACAUUGGAAAUGUAGAACAAGGAUAUGUAAGCUUCGAAUACGGUUCUUGGAACCACAUUGCCGUAUCCUGGAAUAAGAAUGGYGCUACAAAGGGUCAUUUUGUAAUCAAUGGUACGAAACAUGUGUCUUUGAAGGAGGCAAAUCCGGUGAUAACAGGGAGCGAGGAGCUCCGUAUGGGUACUAGAGAAGACGCAUACAUGAACAUUAAUCGAACUCUCAUUGGAUUCUUGAAGGAAAUCGUACUGAUCAAUGAGACAAUGUCUAUUCCUGAAAUUCAAACCUUUUUAUUUUGGAACGAAGAACAUGGUGCAUGGAUUGGUCUGAACGAUCAAGAAAACACCGGUCAAUUGAGUUGGUCUGACGGUACUCCUGUUGGUCAGUAYAUGCCUUUCCUAAGAGAAAUGCCCAAACCAUCAGUCUCUGGACUGAAGUGUGUUUUCAUUGGAAAGUAUGGAAAAUGGUUGGAUAAAUUGUGCAACAUGGAGUAUCCGUUUAUUUGCGAAAAGAGACUUUAAUAAUUUGAUGCUUAAUUUCGUUUARGUGGUUGAUGUGAAUAAUUGACUUAUGGUACACAAUAAACCGAUAGGACACCAUUUUU